AUGAAAGGAAUCCUGGAAAGUGGCUUAGACGAAGCUCCAGAGAUAUGGGAUAUGCCCUUCUACUUGCUAGGUGGUGCUGGGACUCACUAUCCUCGAAGAGAUCGCACAGGAAAGCCUAUCCUUCCUCCGAAUGCCUUACCGACGAGUGAACUUAGCGAUCAUGACCUUCUGGCCGAUUUUGGCCUCAAUGGCGAGUGGCUUGAUUCACAUGACGUGGAAGGCUAUCUUGGGGAGAAAGCAUUUGCCUCGGUCGCUGCCCUGCGUUUCGCCGAGAAGAUAUCGAGCACACGUUUCGCCUCGCAUUGA
Messenger RNA from Penicillium argentinense, 306 nucleotides. RefSeq lists its product as uncharacterized. The record is from RefSeq and is a predicted model, not a curated record. NCBI's taxonomy places the organism in Eukaryota, Fungi, Ascomycota, Eurotiomycetes, Eurotiales, Aspergillaceae. The transcript is spliced from 3 exons. The coding region runs from base 1 to 306 and encodes 101 amino acids.